Lindgomyces ingoldianus is the source of this 1170-nucleotide messenger RNA. RefSeq lists its product as uncharacterized. The record is from RefSeq and is a predicted model, not a curated record. The coding region runs from base 57 to 917 and encodes 286 amino acids. Lineage: Eukaryota; Fungi; Ascomycota; Dothideomycetes; Pleosporales; Lindgomycetaceae. The transcript has 3 exons.
CUGGCCAUCAAACACAAAGCCCCAUCCUAUGUCGCAUUGACAUUUCGCUAACAACAAUGGAGAAUUGCUGGUUUCGCUUGAAACAAACCCACUUUCCGCCCCCGACGCUGCCGACUGACACCAAUGGCGUGGGCAAAGGCAAUGGCGCCAUCUGUCCCGGCCACAUCAUGGCGAGUCUGAAAGAUUUGGAUCACAUGGACAGCAUCAUCAACCGAUCGAUCGAAGGAUUUAUGUUCACGCCCGCGGUCCCAGUAUACACGACCGGAGCGUGGAAGAUGGAGUGGAAGGAAGGGGGGAUGCAUCAAGCCGGAGUCUCUGCGGAUACCAACGUUCCCAUUGCGGAAGUCGCAGGCUUGUCAGCCCAAGCGAAAGUUGCUCUAGCAUUCAAAAAUUCAGUCCACAAUUACCGUGCUUUUAACAAGUUGGACCGUUACAUCAUUGCACCAACAAGGGGAUAUAUUAAGGAUGUGCUUGAAGAUAAGGAGGUGGAAAGUCACAUCGAAAGAAGCAAGACUUUAGGCGCCUGGUCCAUUAUCAUGAUAACGGGCGUUGCAAUUGCCCGUGGCUCUCGGGGAUCAAGUUCCGAGAAUCAUGGGAGAUCUGGAACUCUGGGCGGGGGAGUGAACCUCGCGGACACGGUAUCAGGAGAUCUGGCUACCACUGCGGCUUCUCAAAGCGGAACUUCAAUGUCAACGAGCACCGAGUCCGACUUCGUGUGGGCUGUUCGAGUCAGUAAAAUCUGGAAGGGCACAUUAGACCGGACAUGGUCUUUCCGCACACAGUCAAAGGGUGCCACGUUCUCGCUAGAGGACGAAGAGCGCAAGAAGGACAAUGUCGCCCAAGUCCUGGAGGCCGAAGGGACAGGCGAGGCAGAGAAGAUCUGGCUCGGUGAUGGGGACGAGUUCCUAGUGUUCUAAUGGGGAGAUUGAUCAUGUAUCUUCAGACACAGUUAGCGUUAUACCCGGCUUAUAUCUUCAUGCAUUUCCCACGUAAGCCCUUGGUUGAUGUUGUGGCGGCAGUGGGAAGGUGUAUUGAGCUGUAUUUUUCUACGAGAGUUGAUACAUGAGGUGGCUUUUAUGCUUGCUUUCCUCGGGGUCCGAGAGGCCCGCAUAUCCAUGGCCUCCGAGGCUUCCGUACAGAGCUUCAACGUCAAACAGCCUUAUUACCAUC